UUGAGUGGUUGUAAGAAGCGGGGAAGUGAGCGUGUGGUGUAUGAAAUGAGAGGACAGUAUUAUUCCGUCUGUGUGGGGACUGUUGCUGAAUGAAUGAAUGGUGAUUCUGAUUCAAAUGGGACCAUGAAAUGCAAUGCAAAGGUUGAAUGAAAUGAAUCAUAAUUGAAUUAUGAAAUGUUUGGGAUAAGUUGAAAAAAGUUGACAACUUGUGUGUGUGUUGUGUUGGGACAGUUGUAUUCUCCAUCACUAGUUGUGACUGCACAUGUAGUACUAUGUUCCACACCCAACUUUCUCUUUUCUAUCUGUGCUAUGUUCUCUUCUCUUUAUGUAGCAAAAAAAAAAAAACCAAUACAUGAACUCCAAUUCUCACUCAAUGGCAACACCAACACCAACACCAACACCAGCACCAACUAGUGGUGGAGAUGCUUCUAGCAAGAAAAUUAGAAAGCCAUACACCAUUACCAAGUCCAGGGAAAGCUGGUCUGACGAAGAACACGACAAGUUUCUUGAAGCUCUUCAAUUAUUUGAUAGGGAUUGGAAGAAAAUUGAAGAUUUUGUAGGUUCUAAAACUGUUAUUCAGAUUCGAAGCCAUGCCCAAAAGUACUUCUUAAAGGUUCAAAAAAAUGGAACACUAGCCCAUGUUCCUCCUCCUCGUCCUAAGCGCAAAGCUAUUCAUCCUUAUCCACAAAAAGCAACCAAAAAUGUUUUGCUGCCACUUCCAGCAUCCAUUGCUUAUGGAUCAUCCACAAAUAGCCUUUUACCUGCAGGCUAUGUCACAUGGGAUGAAACUUCCAUGCUCAUGGAUAGUUGUCAGGAUGAACUCAACAAUCUUCAUGGAAAUGAAGCUGAUAUUGGAUCGAAGGGGAUUAGCAACAGUGAUCUAAUUGGUGUUGGAGACUCUACUACGAGGCUCACCGCUUCUCAAAUACCAAAUCAAGGGAAACAGAAUCCUGUAACUCAUGGAUUGCCAGACUUUGCUGAAGUUUACGGUUUCAUUGGAAGUGUUUUUGAUCCGGAUACAAAUGGCCAUGUACAGAAGCUUAAGGAAAUGGAUCCUAUAAACUUUGAAACUGUUUUGUUGUUAAUGAGAAACCUCACUGUCAAUUUGUCUAGCCCGAAUUUUGAUCCCAUUAAGAAGGCAAUGUCAACAUAUGAUGUGAAUAACGAUGCUGAUGUGAAGAAGCAGGCAAAUGAUGUAUCAUGUCAAAACACUUGAAUGUAUGUAUCUGUUGUCCUUUGUAACCAGUCAGGAGGAUAGUAUAUGUUAGAUAGCUGAAGAGCACGGCAUAUUUUUCAAUUUAUAUAUAGGUAAAUGUUAAUAAGCUAGUGAUUAUGUUAGUUUUUAAAGUUUAUAAAUUCUAAAUCUCGUGCAUAAAACUUCUUCGGUAUCUCAUAGCUAACCAACGGAGCUACCUACUUGGGACCAUAAUAAUUGUUGUAUUGUAUUGUAUUGCUUUGAUUUCGUAGAUUGGCUAGACAAAUUGCCUAGUAGACAUGUAGGUUUAUAUUGUGACAUAGUAAUAGUAUGUAUCAUAGAAUUAGGAAUGGAAUGGUGUCUGUUGUCA
Trifolium pratense (red clover) is the source of this 1565-nucleotide messenger RNA. RefSeq names its product protein REVEILLE 8. Lineage: Eukaryota; Viridiplantae; Streptophyta; Magnoliopsida; Fabales; Fabaceae. The coding region runs from base 353 to 1216 and encodes 287 amino acids. Gene Ontology annotation, molecular function: DNA binding. The transcript is spliced from 8 exons. The record is from RefSeq and is a predicted model, not a curated record.